AUGGAUGACCCAAAAAAGAGAAAUGCAAUAUGGCUAUCAGUCCCACAAUUCGGGGACUGGGAUCAAAAGGCUACGUUGCCUGACUACUCGAUGGAUUUCUCAAAAAUCAGACAAACAAGAAUGCAAAACAAGGAUAUUUCAAGAGCCAGUCUUGGAAAUGAGAAAGAGCUAACCCCUUCGACCACGAAAAAUUCAAAUGCAGCCCGCAAUGAUAAUUCCCGCGAUUAUCACAACUAUCAUAAAAAUCAUUCUCCAACAGGAAGGAGGAGUAUCUUCAGCUACUUCAAUUGUUGUGUGAAGGCCUGA
Messenger RNA from Fraxinus pennsylvanica, 306 nucleotides. The record is from the annotation of a GenBank genome assembly. NCBI's taxonomy places the organism in Eukaryota, Viridiplantae, Streptophyta, Magnoliopsida, Lamiales, Oleaceae.